This is a messenger RNA of Penicillium digitatum Pd1, 1641 nucleotides long. It is a transcript of the gene cwc27, whose product is annotated as putative peptidyl-prolyl cis-trans isomerase. NCBI's taxonomy places the organism in Eukaryota, Fungi, Ascomycota, Eurotiomycetes, Eurotiales, Aspergillaceae. Gene Ontology annotation, cellular component: catalytic step 2 spliceosome. Gene Ontology annotation, biological process: protein peptidyl-prolyl isomerization. Gene Ontology annotation, molecular function: peptidyl-prolyl cis-trans isomerase activity. The record is from RefSeq and is a predicted model, not a curated record.
AUGUCCUCUCAAUACGCCAGCGAGCCCAAUCCCACUGCGUCGGCCACGCUCAACACCACGGUUGGACCCAUCCAGAUUGCGCUCUUCGCAAACCAGACCCCUCUCACUUGCAAAAACUUCCUCCAGCACUGCAAGGACAACUACUAUGCCGACACAAUCUUCCAUCGAGUGGCCCCCGACUUUGUGAUCCAGGGUGGUGAUCCCACCGGUACUGGCUCCGGCGGAACUUCCAUCUAUGAAUACCCGGAAUUCGAAUUUGACCCCGAAGCUCGGGACCCGGAUGAGCGGGUAGUUCUACGCGAUGAGCUGCACAGUAGGUUACGUUUUAAUCGACGUGGCUUGCUAGGAAUGGCCAAGAGUGAGGACGGGACUUACGGCAGUCAAUUUUUCAUCACGCUAGCGAAUACGGAACGUGAGAUGAACGGAAAGUGUACAAUUUUUGGAAGAUUAGAGGGGGACAGCAUCUACAAUGUGUUGAAGAUUGCAGACGCGGAGCGUAUUGCGGGCACUGAGCGUCCUGUUUAUCCGAUCAAAGUGACCUCCUGCGAGGUAGGAGAGCUAGGACCGCUGGAGGGCAAGUUGAAAGAUAGAAAGACAGUCUCAACAACUGCCGGAAAGACAGAGAAGGCUCCAUCCAAGAAAAAGAAGAAGGCUACAAAAGGCGGGAAGACGCUUCUGAGCUUUGGAGACGAGGGAGACGAGGAGAUUCCCAUGCGCCCAGCGAAGCCGAAAUUCAACACCAAUUUGGUAGUGGAUGCGCCAGGUGCAAAGCCCGAAAUAUCAAACCCCCAGCGCCGAGCAGAAGCCCCAUCACAGCCGCGCAAACGGCCCCGGUCGCCAUCUCUAGAUCGAGCACCGUCUGCAGAGCGUAAAAAGCGGCCAAAGACACCAGAGCCAGAGGCACAACUCCCCCUGCCUGACCCUGAGUCCCUUGCUCGGUCUCCAACACCAGAGGACCCACCCGCAAAGGAGUCCAAGCUGUCGCGGACAAACGCUCAGAUUGCCGCUCUGAUGGCUUCAAUGCGCCGUGACGUCGAUGUCAAUCCUAAGACAAUAGGCCGAAAGAAAUCUGCUCUAGAAGCUAUGAUCCCCGAGACCUCAAUUCGAGGUCGAAAACGGCCACCUCCAGGGACGGCAAACGGCUCCAGUCGCAAUGGGACAGGACCCAGUAGCGCCGCUGAGCGAGAAGCACUGCAGCUCUUCAACGCCUUCAAAGCCAAGCUCGAAGGCGCUAAACCCGCACCAAUUACCAGAACAUCACAAAGCAAAAGUCACACCGACAAUGACACCAAAAAUCAAAAGGAAGAUGAAGAAGACGAAGAGGCCCAACUCUGCGACCUGCACUUUAUUGCGAACUGCCAAUCCUGCCAAGCAUGGAAUGACCCUAAGGUAGAAGUGGACGACCCCGAACAGCAAGACGGAGGUUGGCUCUCGCACGAACUCCGCUUUGGGAAAGAUACCCUAGGCAAAGACUUGAACUGGAAGCGCGAGCACGGAGGUGAGGCAGACUCACUCAUGGUGAUUGAUCCUCGUGAACGAGAGAAGGAGGUGGUUGGACGAAAGCGGGGAUUCCAGCGUGAUAGAGAGCGCGAGCGUAAACGGGAGCGAGUAAGUGACUUGGAAUGGGACAAGGGGCGUUGA